GACUCCAGCGCAGCUGCAUUCCGUGGCCCACAGACGUGGUCAUUUCCCAGAUGCUGUCUUUGAGUCAACCUUGCUUCUGGACUCUCCUGAUGCUGUUGGCAUCAAACUUCCUUCUGUGGAAGAAUGUGGCCCCUGUGCCCAUGUAUGCCAGUUUGGAUGAAUAUGGUGAGAUGUCCAUAUAUGACCUGCUUGAUCACGUCACCAUACUAUCUCAUAAUGUCAGUGAGCUCACUGCAGAAAUGCACAGGAUAUUUAUGGAGGAUGUGCGAUAUAAACCAGGCAGGUGGUUCUCUGACAGAUACCUUACUGCCUGCCACACAUCUACAUUGACUAUUUCAGUGUCUAAGGAGGGAGCCCGACAGAUGCCGGGUGUAUUCCUUGUGAAAGAGAUGAUCAGUAUGUUGACAGCUUGGAGAUAUCCUCUGUAUCACAUAAUAACUGAACUGAGUUAUAUGGAGCAAGCUCCAGAUGAGAUCAUAUCAAGAGCCAGAAAUAUUGAAGAAAAAAUCAUAGUACUUAUAGAAGCUCUUAGAGGGAUACUCAGCAAGAUUCAGCCUGGACCCCCAGAAAAUGAGAGAUAUCCCGUGUGGAAUGAACUGGCAUCCUUGCAGUCACCUGAUGAAGACCUUCGCCAUCUUACAUUAUUUAACUUAUUCCAGUGCUUGGUCAAGGAUUCACGUAAGAUUGACUCUAGUAUCAGGCUUUUGAAGUGCAAACUUCUCUAUAACAGAGAUUGUUAAUCUCACAACCAUCCAAUUUACUUUUAGAGUGAUCUUUUUAAUCUAUCUUAUUUUAACCAAUUUAUAAUUUGUAACUUUGAAUGAAUGUUAUUGUGUGAAGAAUCCUUCAUUAGAAAUAAAAACAGACUCUUUAAACAUG
This is a messenger RNA of Mus musculus (house mouse), 879 nucleotides long. It is a transcript of the gene Prl6a1, whose product is annotated as prolactin family 6, subfamily a, member 1. The transcript is spliced from 5 exons. Gene Ontology annotation, molecular function: hormone activity. Gene Ontology annotation, cellular component: extracellular region. Lineage: Eukaryota; Metazoa; Chordata; Mammalia; Rodentia; Muridae. The record is from RefSeq and is marked validated. The coding region runs from base 51 to 740 and encodes 229 amino acids.